AUGAGUGAGCUGAGCAAGCCCGAGGAAGAUUUUCAGGACCCUGGCGAGGCCCAGGGCCCGGUGAAUGCGCAGCUCUUGGGGGCUGAGGCAGGGGUGGCUGCAUCUGCCUCGGCCUCCUCCCCCACAGUGUCCUCCUUAGGCACUGGGGAGUCCUUGCCCCAGGAAGCGCUGAAUGAGAUGAUAGCUAGCCUAAUGAAGUUCCUGCUCCUCAAGUAUCGAGCCAAGGAGCCGACCUCCCAGGCGGAAAUGCUGAAUAAGGUCCUCAGGGAUAACCAGGAGUACUUCCCGGUGGUCUUCAGCCAAGCCUCGCAGUGCCUGCAGCUGGUCUUUGGCGUGGAGGUGAAGGAGGUGGACCCCAGGGAGCACAUCUACAUCAUGGUCUCCAUCCUGGGCCUCAGCUGCAACGCAAUGCUGAGCAGUGGGCAGAGCAUCCCCAAGGCCGGCCUCCUGGUGCUGGUCCUCAACCUGAUCAUGCGGAAUGGAGACCGUGCCCCUGAGCAGAAGGUCUGGGGAGCACUCAGCAGAUUGGGUGUGUAUGCUGGGAGUGUGCACUGCAUCUUUGGGGAGCCCAGGACGCUUCUGACCCACGUGUGGGUGCAGGAGGGGUACCUGGAGUACCGGCAGGUGCCUUACAGCCACCCUGCUCGCUAUGAGUUCCUGUGGGGUCCCCGGGCUUAUGCGGAGACCAGCAAGUGGGAAAUCAUGGCAUUUCUGCUCAGGGUCAAACAAAGGGCUUUGAGGGCCUUCCCACUGCAGUCUGCAGAGGCUGCAAGGGAGGACGAUGAGGCGGACUGA
Budorcas taxicolor (takin) is the source of this 795-nucleotide messenger RNA. Its product is annotated as melanoma-associated antigen 10-like. Gene Ontology annotation, biological process: negative regulation of transcription by RNA polymerase II. The record is from RefSeq and is a predicted model, not a curated record. The coding region runs from base 1 to 795 and encodes 264 amino acids. The transcript has a single exon. Lineage: Eukaryota; Metazoa; Chordata; Mammalia; Artiodactyla; Bovidae. Gene Ontology annotation, cellular component: nucleus.